AUGGCAAUCACGAAGCUCAGUCAGCCAGCCUCCUCUCAAACACAGAUACUGAAAAGGUUUUUCUUUGACUGGUCGACUCACGCGAAUAUCCCAUCUGGACAGACUUUGUCUUGGUAUGGCAGCCUUCCUCAGAUAUACUUGAACUCCAGCGUAGACAGCCUGCUACACAAGUCGGUCAAUGCCCUAGCAAAUGCUAGCUACGGGCAGAGAUUCAACUCUUAUCAAGCACUUAAGGAUGCAACUAAGCUAUAUGGAGAGUCAAUCCAUAUGCUGAGGGAUAAAAUGCAUGGUGUUAUUGAUUCCUCUCACUACUAUGAAGUCAUGAACUCUAUUAUGUUACUUAGCAUAUACGAGGGAUUGGUAGAUGAGUCCAUUGCGCUCGAAGGCUCUUGGGUGUCGCAUAUCAGUGGAGGCUGUACCCUGUUAGAUCUACGCGGGCAAGGCAAGAUCAUAGACUCUCCUGCAGAAUAUGAGAUAUCUAUACUUAUCUUCAUGCAAAUGAUUCAUAUUGGCCUUGUGACUGGCCAAGGCCUUUCGAUAUCAUGGGAAUCGGUAAAGGAGCUAUGUUUGCCACGGCUGCCUUACUUCUACACGCAUACACAUUUGAUCUAUCAGUCUGCAUGUCUUUGCAUGGAAUGGAGAACCGCUUUGUUGACGUACAAAGCGGAUCGAGAUAUCGCACAGCUAUCUGCCAUCACGUCUCAGGCCUUGGCUUUAGACAAACAGCUUGAAGAGUGGUCUACGAGUCUGCCUCCUUCCUCAAACUAUACGGUGGAAUCUGCAUUGGCCGAUACCCAGCUUGAGUGGUUGAGACCUUUACUCAAUACACCGUGGAGGCCUCUCCAUUUGCAUAAAUACUCAACGCUUUCGAACCAGAUCCUUUGGCGAUUCUACUGGAUGGUUCGAACUAUCCUCAACCAGGCCCUUUUGUUCACCAAUAGCAUACUUGAACAAAGCAAAGCAACGCCCAGUCCGAUUCUCAGCCAGACCGAAACGGAAUCUAAGCUCAUUUCGUUUACGGAUAGCUUAUGUGAAUCUUGCCUCUCGACUUUCGUAAAUAUCGUCAAGGAAGAUCCGCAAUAUUACAGAGCCGGAGCUAUUCCAAGUGUAUUAGGUUACCUAACUCUGCAAGUUUUGCCCACUCUUAGCUUAUGUCUCGAGCAAGUUGAUAUUACUGGGAUUGAUCUCUCGAGCAGAAGAGAAUGGGUAGCCAGGAUGAGGCAUUUUCUGCGGGCCAACCUUGGUAUUGCCAAAGGUGUAACAGCAAUACCCCCAUCUCUUGAAAGUAAUAUUCCGAUCCAGAUUUGGGGGUUCUCAUAG
This is a messenger RNA of Fusarium proliferatum ET1, 1320 nucleotides long. RefSeq lists its product as uncharacterized. Lineage: Eukaryota; Fungi; Ascomycota; Sordariomycetes; Hypocreales; Nectriaceae. The record is from RefSeq and is a predicted model, not a curated record. The coding region runs from base 1 to 1320 and encodes 439 amino acids. The transcript has 4 exons.